Molecule: messenger RNA, 1539 nt
Organism: Apis mellifera (honey bee)
Lineage: Eukaryota; Metazoa; Arthropoda; Insecta; Hymenoptera; Apidae
Product: DALR anticodon-binding domain-containing protein 3
Exons: 5
Coding region: 91-1437 (448 amino acids)
Biological process (GO): arginyl-tRNA aminoacylation; tRNA C3-cytosine methylation
Molecular function (GO): arginine-tRNA ligase activity; tRNA binding; ATP binding
Source: RefSeq, a predicted model, not a curated record
GGAAACCUUAUAAAUUUUAUAAAUGAAACUAGUUUUGAAAUCAUUUUAUCACAGUAAUUAAAGCUACUUUCACAUUGGAGUAACUGACAUAUGGAGUUACAAAUGGAAAACACAUCAAUUAUUUGCAUGGAAUUACUUACAAAUAAUAUAACUUCAUAUUUAAGUGGUAAUUCUAACAAAAAUAUAUCAAUUGUUAAGAUAAACAAUGAAAAUUUAGCAAUAAAUGGUGAAUUAUAUUUUUUACUUAGCCUUAAAAUAUGGAGAAAUGUAUUGAAAGAUACAGAUAAGUGUGAUGGAAAGUGUACAACAAUUUUACAACAUUUUUUACAUAUUAGGGAUGGAGGCACAAAUAAUAAUACUGAUACAGAUAUUUCAAAUCAGGUUUUACAAUUAUUAAUAUCAUCUAGCAAUAUUUGGUCUAUAAAAUUACAAAAAUAUCUUUUAGAAAAAGAACGAGUCUGUUUGUUUUUACAACGUACUCCCCUUAUAGAAAAUGCAAUCAAAGCAGUUAUAACAGCUAAACAUAAUUUUGGAAAAACUGUUUCAAUUAAUAAGAUAUUUAGUUUAAAAUCGCUUCAAGAUAAUGAAUCAGAACUUACAACUAAAAGAUUACAUUUAAUACAAUGUGUCACCGAAAAGAUUUUAAAUCUACAUGGCUUUAAAAUAGCAGAUGAAAAUUCUGAUUAUAAAUUUGUAUUUACCUCUAAAUCGCAAGGAAAUGUAAAAGAAAAUUAUAAGCGAUAUAUAUGUGGUGUUGUGAAAAAUAUUGAAACAAAUUGUAAAGAGAUAAAACUAACGUAUCAAGAAUAUGUUAAGAAUAAAAUCAAAGAAUUAAAAACAUCAAAUGAACACAAAUAUUUUGAAGCACAAGAAUACAAUACAGAAACAGAAAACAAUUUUUUUGAAGAUCUUGCAAAAGCAACAAGUACAUUUGAAUUACUAUCUGUAAAACCAAGUCGUCCUGUUUUUAUUGGAUGCAAUUUUGCAACUGAUAAAAAUACCACAAAUACAAAAGGUGCAUGUUUUAUAUUGUAUAAUAUAGCAAGAAUAAUAGCCAUUAUUGAAAAGUAUAAUCAUAAAAGAUUAAAAGGAGAAUAUCCUAAUUUACCACACAUGAAUGAUAUAGAUUUUUCUUUAUUAAAACAAGAGGAAGAAUGGGAACUUAUAUAUAAUUUUAUUAUUGGAUAUCAGCAAAUGUUAAAAGAUUGUUUAAAAUAUGAUCCUAUAUUCCAAGUAAAUCCACAGGUUAUUUGCAUAUUUUUGGCAAAAUUAUGUCAAAAAUUUAGUGUCUACUAUCGUAGAAUUCGAAUUUUAACUGAAGCAUAUGAUCAUUUGAUUCCAACAAUGAGUGCAAGAUUAUAUAUGCUACAUGCAUUGCAAAUUGUACUUCAAAAUGCACUUGCUUUAAUUGAUAUUAUUCCUGUAUCUCGCAUGUAAUUUUUUAUAUUAUAAAAUUACAAAUUUUCUUAUAUUUAUAUAAAUAGUAAAAUGAUGUAUUCAAAAAAGGAAUGUAAGAAAGAUACAUAUAGAAUAAAAAAU